This is a messenger RNA of Ilyonectria robusta, 1830 nucleotides long. RefSeq lists its product as uncharacterized. Gene Ontology annotation, molecular function: microtubule binding; actin binding; metal ion binding. The record is from RefSeq and is a predicted model, not a curated record. The transcript has 2 exons. NCBI's taxonomy places the organism in Eukaryota, Fungi, Ascomycota, Sordariomycetes, Hypocreales, Nectriaceae. Bases 1 to 1830 code for a protein of 609 amino acids. Gene Ontology annotation, cellular component: cytoplasm; actin filament. Gene Ontology annotation, biological process: actin filament polymerization.
AUGUCGGCAUACGGAUACGGUCCUCCGCCACCUCCUCCCCCUGCGGCGGCGUCGGGAGGACACCCAAGUUACGGCCAUCCGGCUCCAUCGUAUCCUCCUCAUGGUCAGGGUCGAGGCGGAGGCUCGCAUCACGGCCGCGGUCGCGGAGGACACUACCCAGGAGGUCGUGGCGACUACCACGGCUCGCCACAGGGGCAUUACGAGUACACCGGCCAACCCUAUCCCGCCCACAAUCCUCCUCCCUACGGAGCCGCUCAUCCUCCCGCUGGAAGCUAUCCGCCACCACAACCCCAAUGGCCUCCCGAGCAUGGCCAUGCUCCUCCACACGGCCCUGUACCGGUCCCGAUGUCCUCCAGCAACUACCACCCCAAUUACGCUCCUCAACCAUAUCCGCCCUCGCAAUAUCCUCAGCAGCCGCCAUACGGUGCUCCCCAGCCGUACAGCGCUCCCUAUCAGGGUCCCCCUCCUCCCAACCAAGCCCAGUGGAAUGGUCAAGGACCGCCGCCCCAGGGCCAUUAUGGGAAUGGUCGACCCCGAGGCGGAUACAACGAUCGCGGUGCUGCAAAGCCUCCAAUGGGCGGACCGAUGCGUCCCGGUUAUGAGCACGAGUCAGUUCCGCCUCCCGUGAACGGUAGCUAUGGACAACCAUAUCCUCACGAUCCUCGUGCCGCCCAUUACCCCCCGGCACAGUAUCCUCCUUAUCCUGGCCCCCCUCCCCCGCCUGGGCCUCCCCAUCAGGACCCCUACUAUGGCAAGACUGCUCGCCGUGGUCGGGGUGGUCACAGAGAUGGAGGCUCUCGUGGGCGUGGCGGCUUUCAUGGGAAUGACAAGGCCCGCCAUCACAAACCUGGCAACAAUGAACCCAGCCAUCACAAGCCGGAAACCCCCUCCGUAGGAAAGAAGAAGAAGCGCAAGAUCAAUACGCUUGGCCUGACCCCUGGAAUGGAUUCGGAGUCCGAGGAUGAUGAGGGCGAGGAGAAGGUUCUUAACGACCUGAUCGGACAGGAAACUCUCCACGUCAAAGACGUAGCCGCGUUCCUGGCAGACAGGAAGAAGCAUUUCCCUACCAAGGCGCGUGUUGAAGCAAAGAAGGCUGCCGAGCUGGCACACAAUGGCGAAGACAAGGCUUCCUCGCUCGAGAAACAAGCCGACAAACUCAGGCGACAGCUUCGCAAAGUUGAGUCAUCCAUUAAGCGCAAGCGAGAACAAGGAGACGAAGGCGACGAGAUGAGAGGCCCUUCCGAGGAGUCUUCGGAUGAUGAGAAGCCAGAAGUCAUGUCUACUCGUUCCCAUGUCGCUCCGCCACCACCUCCCCCUGCAAAGAAAGCCGACGUUUCCAAACAUUGCAAAUAUUAUUCCACUGGUGGAACAUGCGGCAAGAAGGGCAAGUGCCGCUUCGUCCAUGAUCCCGAGGUCAGAGAAGCAGCCAUCAAGGAGCGUGAGGCCAACAACGGCCGGCUCACUAUUCAGCAACGUCUGAUCCUCAACGACAAGGAGCAGGAAGAUCUCACCGUACUGCAAUCCAUCCAAUACCUUCGCCAGAAGGGUCUCAUGCAGCCGGAUCCAGAAGACGAACAGAAGGAAUCCAAGAAGAAGAACCAUACUGUCCCGCCCCAGGCCACUACCAGCUUGCUCCCAGCUGCCUCUGCAUCCCUUCCCCCCCCUCCCGUCAAGCGAGAGACUGGACUUCCUCGUCGCAAUCCGCCGCCAUCCAUCAUUCCCAGUGCGAAUAGUACCAGCACCCAAGGGAUAAAGCACUACCAAGGUUGGCUCCUAAGGCCGUACGGUAGCUCAAGCGGCAAACAAUCUAAGAGCGACGAUCUCCCCUGA